AUGGAAGAUACAAUCAUGAUGGAUUUGAAAAUAACUCUAGUAGAUAGGGAAUCCUACUUGUAUGAUAUCAGUUUGUCUCCACCAUCAUCCUCUCAAGAUUAUUGUUGUUCCUCUCCGAGUAAUGAAUUAAUGAUGCUUGAAGAUGAAUAUUAUCAACAUCCAGAUACAAUUGCUCAUCAUGAUGCUGAUUUUUCAUGUCUUCCUGAUGAGUUACUCAUGGAAAUAUUUUCCUAUCUUUCUCCAAUUCCAAAUUAUAUUCGAUUGAGGAGGUUGAACAAGGAUUGGAAAGUGUAUUUUGAGAAGAUUCUGACUAGACAAGUUUCCUUUCAUUUGGCCUACUCACAAUGGAUAGAUAUUGCAAGUGUGUCUAUGCAUAACUUGUCGGAAACUAUGAAAUUAUUGCCGAAUGUUGAACAAGUUGUCGUUUAUAAUAUUAAUAAUAUCGAGGAUUGCAGUCUUUUUAGAUUAUUCAAGAAGAAUUUCAAAAAACUAAAGAGAAUCAAGUUUACCAAUUGCAUUUUCAGAAAUUGUGUUUGGUUAGUGAUUCCAUCAUUGCGUAAGUUUGAAAUGAGUAAUUAA
This is a messenger RNA of Naegleria gruberi, 579 nucleotides long. RefSeq lists its product as uncharacterized. Bases 1 to 579 code for a protein of 192 amino acids. The record is from RefSeq and is a predicted model, not a curated record. Gene Ontology annotation, molecular function: protein binding. The transcript has a single exon. NCBI's taxonomy places the organism in Eukaryota, Heterolobosea, Eutetramitea, Acrasida, Naegleriidae.